Molecule: messenger RNA, 759 nt
Organism: Guyanagaster necrorhizus
Lineage: Eukaryota; Fungi; Basidiomycota; Agaricomycetes; Agaricales; Physalacriaceae
Exons: 2
Source: RefSeq, a predicted model, not a curated record
UUAUGGUAGCGCAGACGCGACGGAGUCCCCGUGAUACCUGCUACGACGCUUCUGUGGAUAGUGAUGAUGGCGGUGGUGUUCGUUCGGGCCAGCUAGAUGUGCAUGUCUUGCACAUUCUCGAAACAAUGUCCUCAGGUCAGUGUCAUCCGUGUUGUGAAGUUUGUCAUGCUAACUUGGGUCAAAUCAAAGCCUACAUUAUUAACUUGGUAGGAGGGGAAGCCCGCCGCGAACAUUCCACCAUCCUGGAUCCAAUUGAACACAAAAUACAGCUGCUAGAGAAAUUUGAGAUGCAGCUAUUGAGGAAACUUCGGUUGUCAGAGUUGGAUGUCGACUCGGUUUACCUUGUCUAUGAAGCGUUGCGCAGCAAAGAUGCAGGCAGUGUGGCAAUACUCUGUAAGCUUUACGACUUCCACCUUCAAUAUAGUCGCGCGAAGCGACGUCUUCCGGUCAAACUGAAACCGUCUCUCUCUCCCCCAGGUGUCAGUCAUACCCUUACCUAUACCGAUUGGAUCAGACACUGACUGAUAGUGUUCUAGCCCCCACACCGUGUCGACGCUUCUCGAUUUUGGGCUGUCAUCAUUGGUAUCGAGAAGUAUCCGACCUACCCGUCGCGUGGCUCCGUGCGAGACGCACUGCUAGUAGAGAAAUACUUGAUGGAAGAUCUCGGCAUGCGCAAUGACAGAAUCCAGCCGUGUUAAUAUCAUUGGAGCGCUUUUAAGCAUCAUCACGAACCCCCAGAUCGCGUAUGGUGACAACAUU